UUGACUUGACUUGUGCGCCGUGCGACAUGGCGGGGGUGCCAGUCGGCCCGCAAUGAUCUCAGGUGCGGCCGCCACUCUGCUACGACUUUCCUUUAUGACAUGCCUCCCAUCGGCAGGAGCUCACAACUCAUGUGGCAUGCUUGCACAGAUCAUAUAACGUCACAUUCCCCAUCAAAUCCAGCUGUACUCUCGGUGCUGCUAUGUGUGACUACCAGACGCAGCCGGACGCUGCCUUGGCUUUGCAUCAGGUUGCGUUAUCGGCGGCUCCCGUACGGCUAGCAGCGCGCCUUUGUGGUUCUCCGACGACCGGAUAUCCUUCAGGCCGGCUAUCCCUACGCGAGCGCAAGCGCUUGAGACAUUGUAUAAAGGUUGAAAUCAGCAGAAGGGCUGAACAAUACGAAGCACGCGUCUUACGUGCGCCACCGCGCAGAACAGCCUGUCCGAAGCAUCGUUAUGUCCGCCCAAAUUGGAGACGUCGUCGACAAGUCCUUUGACUAUGUCAUUAUCGGUGGUGGCACUGCCGGUAUUACCCUAGCUGCCCGCCUCAGUGAGGACCCGUCCAAGACUGUCUGCGUCUUGGAGGCGGGAGACCCGAACAUCGAUGACCCGGCCAUUUUGACGCCUGCCUCAUACGCAUCGCAUUUUGGGAAGAAGCAGUACGCUUGGGAUUUUGCGACGACAAAGCAGAAGAUGUGCACUGGCAAGAUAUUCCCAUGGGCACGGGGGCGUGGCCUUGGCGGCUCUUCCGGCAUCAAUUAUAUGGUGUGGACUAAGCCUCCGGCGGAGGAGAUUGAUGACUGGGAGCGCCUCGGUAACCCCGGCUGGAACUGGAAGAAUUUCCAGAAAUAUAUACAUAGAGCCGAACGCUUCGUUGAGCCAGCGGCUGAACUCCGCGAGAAGUUCAAGAUACCGCUGCACGAAGGAGACCUUGGCACGAAAGGCGCCCUAGCAAUUUCGUUCCCGAGGACGUUCAGCGAGGUAGAAACCUACCUGAUGCAGGCCGCCAAGAAUGCCGGUAUCCCAGCUGCACCAUGUCCAUACGGCGGCAACCCAAAUGGAGUUUUCUGGACGAUCAACUCCAUUGACCAACAAACCGCGACGCGCUCGUACGCUUGCACAGCGUACUACAUGCCCAAUCGUGACCGACCAAACUUGACUGUCCUGCCUGAUGCACACGUAGCGAGGGUCAUAUCAGACAAGGAUACGAACGGGAACUUGACCGUCACUGGUGUAGAGUUCUUGCAUGGUGAGAAAUGUUAUGUUGUGCAUGUGAACAAGGAGGCGAUUGUCUCCGCUGGGGCGCUGAAGUCCCCACAAAUUCUUGAGCUGUCGGGCAUCGGCAGUAGGUCCGUGCUCGAAAAGGUGGGGGUCGAGGUCAAGGUCGACCUGCCCGGCGUUGGCGAGAAUCUGCAGGAGCACGUCUACGGAGGGUUCUCUUGGGAGCUCAAGCCCGAGUAUGACUUCCUCGGCUUCAACGAGCUCCAGCACGCCGCGGGGCGCGCGCGACACGAGGCGCUCUACAAGGACCUCGCGGGCGCGUUCACGAUGGGGAUCGUCAACUUCUCGUUCCUCCCGCUCGAGGCCAUCGCUGGUGCCGAGCGUGCACAGGCGAUUUGCGAGCGCGCGCGCGCGCAGGUCAACGCGCUCGACGCCGCACGCACGCCGGCCGGCCUCCGCGAGCAGCACGCGAUCCAGCUCGCGCGUUUUCGCCCCGGCGUGUGCCCCGCGGGGCCCGGGUGCGAAAUUAUCGGCAUGUCGGGCGCCGCGGGCGCGCUGCCGACGGAGGAGGGCCGGUCGUACUUUUCGUGGGCGUACGGGAUCAACCAUGCACUCUCAAGGGGGCAUGUCCAUAUAACGUCGGACGACCCGAUGGUCGAGCCCGAGUUUGACCCGCGUUACUUUGAGCACGAGGCUGACCUCGACGUGCUCGUGGAGACCGCCAAGUUUGCGCGCAACAUCGCGCAGCAUGCGCCGUUGAAGGACAUGGUCGCCAGGGAGAUCGCGCCGGGGCCAGCCGUGCAGACCGACGAGCAGCUCAGAGAAUUCGUGAAGGCGACGUACUCGACGACGUGGCACACGUGCGGCACCUGCUCGAUGACCCCGCGCGACAAGGGCGGCGUCAUCGAUCACGAGCUCAGGGUGCACGGCACGAACAACCUCAGGGUCGUCGACCUGUCAAUUGUCCCACUGCACAUUGCUACACACACACAGGCCACUGUAUAUGCGAUAGCUGAGCAAGCAUCGGACAUCAUUAAGGGCACGUUCCAGCCUUAG
Phanerochaete carnosa HHB-10118-sp is the source of this 2274-nucleotide messenger RNA. RefSeq lists its product as uncharacterized. The record is from RefSeq and is a predicted model, not a curated record. Gene Ontology annotation, molecular function: oxidoreductase activity, acting on CH-OH group of donors; flavin adenine dinucleotide binding. Lineage: Eukaryota; Fungi; Basidiomycota; Agaricomycetes; Polyporales; Phanerochaetaceae. The transcript has 18 exons. Bases 454 to 2274 code for a protein of 606 amino acids.